This is a messenger RNA of Stegostoma tigrinum, 1897 nucleotides long. RefSeq names its product coenzyme Q10B (gene coq10b). Gene Ontology annotation, molecular function: ubiquinone binding. The transcript is spliced from 5 exons. The coding region runs from base 56 to 763 and encodes 235 amino acids. The record is from RefSeq and is a predicted model, not a curated record. Gene Ontology annotation, biological process: ubiquinone biosynthetic process; cellular respiration. NCBI's taxonomy places the organism in Eukaryota, Metazoa, Chordata, Chondrichthyes, Orectolobiformes, Stegostomatidae. Gene Ontology annotation, cellular component: mitochondrion.
CCUCCGUUGACGUCAGCGAGCGAGCGGGCGCCGGGCGGCCUUCACAAAGGGUGAAAUGGCGAGGAGCGGUAGGCCUCUACGGCGGGUUUUUUGCGAUGUUUUCGAGUUUCCGGCCCACUUUGCCCGGGAGAGACAGUCUAAACACGUCGUCAGGUAUCUGUCAUCUUGUGGCAUUCUAAUGAACAGAACUCCAUUACUCAAGACACCAAGACAUUGCCCUAUACAACAAACAAACUUUUUCAACCUUGCUGGGCCGCUAAUAAACAAGAAGAAAGAGUAUUCUGAGAGACGAGUAAUGGGGUUUUCAAUGCUGGAAAUGUACAAUGUAGUGUCUGGUGUUGCUGACUACAAGCAUUUUGUACCAUGGUGCAAGAAAUCAGACAUCAUAUCUAAACGCUCUGGGUACGCCAAAGCUCAGCUAGAAAUAGGAUUUCCACCAAUAGUUGAACGGUACACCUCGGUUGUGACUUUGGUGCGACCACAUUUAGUUAAGGCUUCUUGUACUGAUGGGAGACUAUUUAAUCAUUUGGAGACAAAUUGGCGAUUCAGCCCUGGGGUUCCUGGAUAUCCAAGGACCUGCACUGUUGACUUUUCGAUUUCUUUUGAAUUCCGUUCUUUGCUGCACUCUCAACUUGCCACUGUUUUUUUUGAUGAAGUUGUUAAGCAGAUGGUAGCAGCCUUUGAAAGAAGAGCAAAGAAAAUGUAUGGUCCAGAAACCAACAUCCCACGAGAACUUAUGCUUCACGAGGUGCAUCAGACGUAAAUAAAGGUUGGAAGGAGCCGUUGUAGGUCCCCUUUAAAAAAAAGUUGUAUAAUUUAUUUAUUAGUGUGGUGCUUUUCCACAUCUGCAAAUGUGGGAGCGAUUUUUUCUUUACCUACAUGUAUAACUUGAUUUUAUAAUAUGACACUGUAAUCAUCUUGGAAAGCCCCUCUGGCAAAGUGUUACAUAUAUAGAAAAUGCAUUAUAUAGAUGCAAGUAUACAUGUAUAUAAAGUGCAGAUAUUUCAGCUGUAACUAAAUGUAAUUUGUCCACAUGUUGUGCAGCAUUAAGCUGGACUGGCUGCAAUAACUUGUAACCUGUGCAGAUGGAGAAGGCAGUCAACCUUCUAUUUAUGAAGAGAUAUUUUGGGCUGUUCAGGUAACAUGAGCAGUUAAAUUUUAGUGUCAAACACUAAUUCCAGAAAGUCACACUUUAUACAUUCAAAGGCUGACAGAUUUUCAUGUCAUUUUAAGCUGUAUGCCUUAACUAUUUUCUUAAGUCUGUCUCCCCUAAGAUGAAUGCAUCUACAAGUCCAAUUGUCAUAACAGCUUAAUAUUUUGUGUUAAUCUAUGGAAACAAAAUUCAUAGCUAGUCUCAAUUUAGUGCUCCAUUCAAGCACCAAGAACUCUUAAAACCUUGUUUUAAAUGUAGAUUAACAAAUGAAUUAUCCAAUACAAGUAAGAUUUCAGCCUUUCUCCUUUGCCAGUCUUGCAUGGCAGCUUGUCAUGUUCUCCAGUCUUUGCCAAUAACGUGCAAGUACAACGUGAGUUUGUUUCCUUAAUUCUUGCUCCCCUCCACAAAGAACUAAAAUUAAUCUUCUGAACUUGAGCCCCUUGUAUGAUAUUGAAAUCUUUGAACAUGUUGUCCUCUCCUUUUAAAUAGGCCACGUUAGAAGUAGCAUAAGUUUCUAUUUGCAUGAGUUAAACCUUUUUUGUACUGGUUACACCUGUGUGUGUGUUGGGUCAAAACAGGGAACACUCAUUCACUUAAUCAUGGAUGAAAGUGUGCACAUGUAAGUACUGUGAAGUAUUAAGUCAUCUUUGGGCAGUUAUAAUUUAAUUGCCCCUGUAUUCCAUAGAAACUAGCUCCAGUUUUUAACUGGGACAAUAAAAUUAUGGUGUAUUUAUGAUUUUAAAA